Oncorhynchus mykiss (rainbow trout) is the source of this 3648-nucleotide messenger RNA. RefSeq lists its product as uncharacterized. NCBI's taxonomy places the organism in Eukaryota, Metazoa, Chordata, Actinopteri, Salmoniformes, Salmonidae. Gene Ontology annotation, molecular function: protein binding. The record is from RefSeq and is a predicted model, not a curated record. Gene Ontology annotation, cellular component: nucleus.
UUAUUGUUUGUAGUUAAAUUGUUUUACCACGAACAUACGUGGGACUGGUUACUAGCUUAUCAUUGGCGACACCGUGUUGACUGAUAAGUACGAAGUUGUAACUAAUCUAGCUAUCGCGAACCAACAUUUUCAUUCACAUUAACGUUAGCUAGCUAAAUUGGCUAGCAAGUCAACUUGUAGCUAGUUCGCUAGCCCACAGCCACACACUAAACGUUUAACGUUAGCUUGCUGCAGGGGAGGGUAGGUCGCUAGAACAACUACCGAAAGUUCGCCUUGUGAAAAUUGUCAUACGUUUCGUAGAGGCCAUCGUGACAUUAAACCUAAACUGAGAACGGUUGGUUAACUAGUUUAGUUAGCAAGUUAUUGUAUGUGUUCGAGACAAGUAGCCCACACACUGCAACCAAUGCCCUUUUAGCUAAUGUUUGGACUGACUUUAGCUGCCUGUUUUCUCCCUCUAUUUAGCUAAACAGAGACCACUCAGUUUAAUAAAAUAAAAACAUUUUAUUGUGCCUGAUACUGUAAAAUUAAGUAAUUUACUUGAUGGCAUAUUUGUUCUGGGGUAUUGUUCUGGGGGAAACACUGGCAAUAUCAAAUGUGUCUAUGAACCCCAGUGGAAUUUCGCUCACCACAAGAAGCUCCAUCAUGGUUUUAUAAAUAACACCCAGCUGGCCAGUCAGCAAGCCUGUCCUGUCCCCGGGGUUUACAUUUGGUAUUUUCCAUUGGAUCUCACUGAAAAUGGAUCUUAGCCUAAUCAGAUGGCUUUGAGUUAUAACUUUGAAGCCACCUCGGAAUGGAUCCAAUUCUUCAAGGAUGCUGGGAUCCCUGCUGGUCUUGCUGUCAACUAUGCCGUGUCUUUUGUGGACAACAGGAUCCAGAAGACCAUGCUGAUGGACCUCAGUAAGGAGAUCAUGAUGGACCUGGGCAUCACUGUCAUCGGUGACAUUAUUGCCAUCCUCAAACACGCCAAACAGGUCUACCGACAGGACAUGUGCAAAAUGGCCACACAGGCCAUAACCUCAGGACAGUCCAGCAUUCAGACCGAACUCAGAAGAACUGCCAACACCCCCGCCACACGUAUGAUUGCCAACGCCUUGAGCCACGACUCACCGCCAACCACACCAGCCCAUCACCCGGACAACCGGGCAAUCUCUGUGACCGUGUCGAACAAACAGGCGAAGAGUGGCAAAGCAGUGCUGAGCCGGCCUGCUGACGAUGGGAACGGUCUGCCGGCGAAGCGUCGCCGCGUGACUGCAGAGAUGGAAGGCAAGUACAUCAUCAACAUGCCCAAAGGCACCACGGCACGCACCGCCCGAAUCCUGGCCCAGCAGGCCAAGAAAGGGAGCAAGCGGAUGUCUGUGUUUGAGCGACUGGGAGCCGAGUCCAAAGCCGAUACCACCACGGGCAGCAGCAAGGCCACGGGUGUGUUCAGUCGUCUGGGCCGAGCAGACGGAGCGGAGGAGGAGCAGGCAACAGCAGGAAGGGUUGAUGUAGACGGAGCAGAGGAGGAGGAGGAGGAGGAUGAUAAUAGUGAUGGAGAGGGUUCGGUCCUACAGUACGCUGGCGUCCUAAAGCGACUACCUCCCUCCCAGAAGAAAGAGCCUGUGGCCCCCAAGCGGGCCCCCACCACCCUCCGCCGCCUAGGAGUGAAGAUCAAACUCCCCCCUACUGACUCUCCCUCCUCCUCCUCUUCCUCCCCCAAUGGCCUCCCCCCUGCCAAGCGCAGCGUGCUUCAGAGACUGGGUAAACCAAAUGCCUCCCCACCGCCUGCCGACACCCAGGACAGCCGUGUGACCAGCACCAGAAAUAAGGCCCGGCCAGGCCUGGCCCUGGCUAGCCCCAAGGUCAGCAGCAGCACCAGGGCUGGAGGAGGGGAGAGUUUUGGGGCACAGAUGGACGUAGGGUCAGUCAAUGUCUUUAAGAGACUGGGCAGCAAGAGGACCUAACGUAUAUCAGGCCACGAUUAGACCUAUACCGUUUCAUUAUCUUUAUAUUAUUUGCAUCCAUCCGGAAGGCUAGUUAUUGUGACAUGUUGGUAACAUCACAUAGACAGCUAGCCUGGAUACCAGUCUGUUUGUGCUAACAUUCCCCUCCCUGUCAUGCUAUGUUUAUUAUAUGACACGGAGUACAAGAGGUGGAAUGUUAGCACAAAACAGGUCUGUAUUUUAGGCUUAUUCUAGGAGUUGGCUCAGUGAUGAAAAGGGAUUGUGGGAAUGCAGGAUGUAAUGUUCACCGUAUCACCUCAGCACUCACCUCCACCGGGCUGUGACUACCGGGUACAGUCCACUUAAGACGUUCAUGCUGUAACACUAGUCCUAGAAUGGACAACGGCAACAGGCAAACAACACAUAAAGCAACCUCUUAACCCACAAGCAAGAGCAUCUCAUCAGCCUCAUUUUUAUAUGAACUGCAUUUGUAGAAAAUUGUAGACUCAUAUUGCUGUGAAGGCUCCACCACCACAUUGAACCUCUGGUUGUGUACAACGAUCUGCUUGAAAGCCAAGAUAUUCAGAGUUGUCUGUUCACAGAAUAGGAAGUCACCCACCAUUGACCUGUAUGUAGAUGUUAUUGUGAGUUUUUUUUCCCAGGGCUUAUUCAGUACAUUGCAGAUAGAAGUGUAACGUAUAGAGUUUUAUUGACUAACAAAGAAUCAUGUUAGUUCUGCACCAUUUCUAUCUAUACUGAACACAAAUAUAUACGCAACAUGCAACAAUUUCAAUGAUUUUACUGAGUUAUAGUUCAUAUAAGGGAAUUAGUCAAUUUAUAUAAAUUCAUUAGUCCCUAAUCAAUGGAUUUCACAUGACUGGGAAGGGGCGCAGCCAUGGGUGUGCCUGGGAGGGCAUAGGCCGACCCACUGGGGUGCCAGGCAUAGCCAAUCAGAAUUCGUUUUUCACCACAAAAGGGUUUUAUUACAGACAGAAAUUCUCCUCAGUUUCAUCAGUUGUCCGGGUGGCUGGUCUCAGACGAUCCAGCAGGUGAAAAUGCCAGAUGUAGAGGUCCUGGGCUGGCAUGAUUACACGCGGUUUGUAAGGCCGCGUGGACGUACUGCCAAAUUCUCUAAAACGGCGGAGAUUAUGGUAGAUUAUCUGGCAACAGCUCUGGUGGACAUUCCUACAGUCAGCGUGCCAAUCGCACUCUCUCUAAAAACUUGAGACAUUUGUGGCAUUGGGUUGUGUGACAAAGCUGCACAUUUUAGUGGCCUUUUAUUGUCCCCCAGCACAAGGUGCACCUAUGUAAUGAUCAUGCUGUUUAAUCAGCUUCUUGAUAUGCCACACCUGUCAGGUGGAUGGAUGAUCUUGGCAAAGGAUAAAUGUUCACUGACAGGGAUGGAAACACAUUUGUGCACAACAUUUGAGAGAAAUAAUAUGUUUGUGAGUAUGCAACAUUUCUGAAACAUGGAACCAACACAAGUUGUGUUUAUAUUUUUGCUCAGUAUACAUGUUGUGCUUUCCUGAAUAACACCCUGGUUUGCCAUUAUUCCGCAUGGUACAGGAACUGAUAUGUAAAUGUCCCCUUGAUAUUGAUACAAUACUUAAGAGGUGUUCACCCAACUUUCUAUCUUUAAAAAAAUGUUUUUAUUGAACUUCACCAGAACUUUGCUACACUGUAUAUACACUGCUCAAAAAAUAAAGGGAACACUUAAACAACACAA